Messenger RNA from Oncorhynchus nerka (sockeye salmon), 2252 nucleotides. Its product is annotated as zinc finger protein with KRAB and SCAN domains 1-like. Lineage: Eukaryota; Metazoa; Chordata; Actinopteri; Salmoniformes; Salmonidae. Gene Ontology annotation, molecular function: DNA-binding transcription repressor activity, RNA polymerase II-specific; RNA polymerase II cis-regulatory region sequence-specific DNA binding. The record is from RefSeq and is a predicted model, not a curated record. Gene Ontology annotation, biological process: regulation of transcription by RNA polymerase II. The transcript has 3 exons. Gene Ontology annotation, cellular component: nucleus; nucleoplasm. The coding region runs from base 1 to 1563 and encodes 520 amino acids.
AUGGCAAACUGUGACGGUGUGGUUUUUCACACUCAAAUAGCCUCCAUCAUGGAGGUGCUAGCGAAUGCAGCCGUUGCAGAGAUCUGUAAACUCGUAGACGACGAAUAUGCAGUGUUUCGUUUGGAAAUAUCUCAAAGCCAGAAAGAAAACAGGGCAUUGCAGAGGAAACUACAGCUACUUGAACUGAAGGUGGCACGGGAGCGCGUCCUCGCCAGUCCCAGUAGUGUCAAGAUCCUCGACCGAUACAGAGGACUGGCAAGAGGGGAAGGACAUCUCACUGGAGGCCACAUGAGCUUUGUGAAGCGAGCUGGACACAACACAUGGAUAGAUGACCAACCAAUCACUGUUGAUGAGGGGAGUGGAACCUCAACCCAGCACGUUAUCUUGAUAGAGUCUGCAGAUGCAGAGGUUGCAGGUCCUGGAGGAUCGUCUCUGGUCAAGCAGGAGAAGACUGAAAGAGAGGACCCACCACACAGCAGAGAGACCCAGACUAGAGCGGCCCCUGUAGCCACGGAGGACCCAGCGCUGCCCAGGAUCCGAUGCAGCAUCGGGUCAGUGGAACACCGAACACCGUCAGAGAUCAACACUGAGACUUUAACUGAAACACACAGGCUCUUACACACAGGAUAUGACCACAGAUCAGACCCAGAGAGACUGGGCUGUCCUCCUGCUCCCGGCUCAGAGUACUCACCGGUAUUUCACCAGAGCCAGAGGACAGUUUAUUCCCAUGGAGAUGUUGGUGACGCUCUAGACACUGGCGGUGAUGAUCUGUCUUGUUCUUACACUACAGAGAUGGACGCUAGCAACAUAUCCUUGGGCUUAGAGACACAGACCGAUCUGUCUAGAGGGGACUGGAACCGGUACAGUAGGAGUGUAUACUCUGAAGGGUGCCAGGACAAGAAAGUGGAGGUUAUGGUGGUAGAUGAGGUGACUGUGAAAGUGGAGGGUGACGUUCCUCCCACAUGGAAUGCAGAUGGUCACCUAGGAGACGGACAGUCCCAGGGUAGAGAUUUCUUAGAUUACAGGGAACGCUUAGAGACCAAUCCAAAUGUUGCAAUCCAAUCCCCUUUACAAUCGCUCAGGGAUCGCGACCCAGUGUCCACGUCGAUGGAGCCUUCCGAUUCACAAGGCCGCGUCCUUUUCGAUCAGGUAUUGAACUCAAACGACAGAGCUAGAGCCCAGGCUCAGGGAGCCACAUCAGGUAAUGGUAAAGAGAAACGGUUCCUCUGCAUGUUCUGUAAUAAAGGAUUCAGCUGCCUCCAGAAGGUGGAGAUGCACCAGAGGGUCCACACAGGGGUAAAACCCUACAGCUGUACCCAAUGUCAUAUGCGCUUCGCCCAGGCUCGUGACCUCAAGAGGCACCAGAGGGUCCACACAGGGGAGAAACCCUACAGCUGCCCCCAGUGUGAAAAGAGGUUCUCCCGCCAGGACAAUCUGAAGAUACACCUGAAGGUCCACACAGGAGAGAGGCAGUUUGCUUGUACGCAAUGCGGGAAGAAGUUCACAGAGAGGAGCUACCUCAGGAUACACCAGCAGAAAAACCAUCCCAAUCUAUUAACAUAGAAAGUAAUCAUUCCACUAGAUAGCUUCUGAAGUUUAGAUCAAAACCUGCAUUAAAGGGUAGGUAGCAUAAACAUAACUGAAUGUAACAUGGAUUUGCAUUAGUAUACACAACAAAAGUCCCAAUGCAAAGUUACCUCACUUUUGAAUUUUUUUAGUUAUUACAUAAAACCCAUAAAAAUGCCGAAGUCAUCCUGGAAGAUGUUUUCGCGGGGUGUGACGUAAGAUGGAAGCCCCAGGAAAGUCAGCCUAUUCCCCUUAAAUGUAAACUCCAACAGAAAUAACUUUAUAUUAAACAAUAUUGUUUACACUCAUUACUACUGGUUUCAAUUACAUUUACUUUAUGAAUGUAUUAUUACAAAUCAGCUUGCAAGGUUGCUAGCCAACUAGCCUGCUAACGUCAGUGGUGUAAAGUAUUACUUAGGUAGUUUUCGGGGUAUCUGUACUUUACAUUUUGGACAAUUUAUAAUGUACUUUUUACUCCAAACAUUUUCACUGAAACCAAAAGGUAUGUUACAUUUUGAAUGCUUAGCAGGAGAGGAAAAUGGUCCAAUUCACACACUUAUCAAGAGAACAUCCCUGGUCAUCCCUACUGCCUUUGAUCUUGUGGACUUACUAAACACGAAUGCUUUGUUUGUGAAUUAUGUCUUAUGAAGAGUGCCCCUGGCUAUCUGUAAAAAAAUCAAAUCAAA